AUGCCUCACAUACCACUGGUUGUAUCCGAUGGUGUUCAUAAACAUGCUCUCCGUGUUCUCAUAACAGGCUUUGGGCCCUUUGCUAAUUACAAAGAAAACCCUUCAUGGCUAGCCGUCCGCGAACUCAACAAUGUCCUACUCGAACCCUCAAGCCUCGCACAACCCGUCACUCUCGAGCACCAACAAGUCUACUCUGAUGAAGAUUCACGUCCGAUCCAUGUUACGACUCUCAUGGUCCCCGUGACCUACUCCGCUGUCCUCUCAACGGUUCCGAAUCUACACGCUCGUCCGCCGAACUUGCCUAUUCCACCGGGCGAUGAUAUUGAUAAGCCUUUAUCUACGGACCCACCUCCCGAUGGAUAUGACCUUAUCAUACACGUCGGCGCGGGACGAACGGGAAAUCUUCGUAUCGAGAAGCUAGGGCAUAAAUAUGGGUACGACAUGCCGGACGUUGAUAGCAAAUUUGCACCUGAGGUCCAAGUGCUUAACGGGGGCGAUGCUGAGGAACGGGAUGAAGCGAAGAGGGCGGGUGGGACGGAGGACGCUGCUGAGGUGUUUGAACGUGCACGAGUCGCUGCUGAGAAGAAGAGCUCGAGUUUGAGGGGGUUUGCCGAGGGAUAUGAACCGUUUGAUGAAGAGUUGAAGACAGACGUUGAUGUUGACAAAUUAGUCGAAGACUUAAAACAUUUAGGCGUGGAUCAGAUCGAGGCGAGCACGAAUGCUGGUCGUUAUCUAUGCGACUUUAUUUAUUACUGUUCUCUGGCUGAGGCUCAACGCACACGAGAAGCGCAAUCGUCCUCAGGCAAGGCAACGAAGGUGCUCUUCGUGCAUUGCCCACCGGUCGACAAGCCGUUGAACUCCGAGUACGUGACGGAAGCGCUGAAGUGUAUCACCAUGUCUGUAUGCGGACGGUCGUCAUAAUUGUGUAUAAGUUUAUAAGAUUUAUGGUGGACAUCGAAAUGGAAUGGAGGUGCAAAAUGUAAACAUAACAAUUUUAUUAAAGUCAUGCAC
Molecule: messenger RNA, 1011 nt
Organism: Fomitiporia mediterranea MF3/22
Lineage: Eukaryota; Fungi; Basidiomycota; Agaricomycetes; Hymenochaetales; Hymenochaetaceae
Product: peptidase C15, pyroglutamyl peptidase I-like protein
Exons: 3
Coding region: 1-921 (306 amino acids)
Biological process (GO): proteolysis
Source: RefSeq, a predicted model, not a curated record